Nematolebias whitei (Rio pearlfish) is the source of this 5577-nucleotide messenger RNA. RefSeq names its product neuroblast differentiation-associated protein AHNAK. The coding region runs from base 89 to 5287 and encodes 1732 amino acids. Gene Ontology annotation, biological process: regulation of RNA splicing. NCBI's taxonomy places the organism in Eukaryota, Metazoa, Chordata, Actinopteri, Cyprinodontiformes, Rivulidae. The record is from RefSeq and is a predicted model, not a curated record. The transcript has 2 exons. Gene Ontology annotation, cellular component: cytoplasm; nucleus; costamere.
AAUUGAUGCUGAAACUGGGAAAGGCAGCAAGUUUCAUCUUCCUUCAGUUGACUUUUCACUUCCUAAAAUCAAAACAAAAGGUGUUGAUAUGGACAUUCAGGGACCUAACAUCAAGGGUGAUGUGUCGCAUCCUAAAAUAAAGGCUCCAGAGGUAGAUGUCAACCUCAAGGGUCCAGAGAUUGAGGGGACCCAGGUUGACAUGCCAUCUCUUGAUAUUUCACUUCCCAAAGGUAAAAUUGAGGGCAGUGUUGAUCUUGAGGGUCCAGAAGUAAACGGUGGCAAGUUUAAGGUGCCAAAAAUCGAUGUGUCCUUACCAAAGGUUAAACUUCCAGAAGGUGAUUUGAAGAUCAAGGGCCCAGACAUCAAAACUGGGAAGAUUACAAUGCCAGAUAUUGAUUUGUCACUUCCAAAAGGAAAAGUAAAGAGUGGUAUUGAAGCAGAAGGACAUUGUGCCAAAGGAGGCAAAUUCCACAUGCCCUCAAUUGACAUAAAUCUUCCUAAAAUGAAGACUAAGGGACCUGAGAUCGAUGUUGAUGGCCCUGAGAUUGAAGGGCUUGACAUAAACUUGCCUUCUCUUGAUGUUUCUCUGCCUAAAAUAAAGUCACCAGAGCUAGAUAUUAAUCAUGAAGGACCUGAUCUCAAAGAAGAAACUGUCAAAAUCCCAAGGGUUGAUGUAGAGGGUGGCAUAAAUGUUGAAGGCCCUGAUGCGAAAGGAGGAAGAUUCAAGAUGCCAAAGUUUGAUGUUUCUCUACCACAUGUGAGUGUACCAAAACUUGAAGGACCAGACAUAAAAGGAAAAAUUGAAAUGCCAACUGUUGACAUUUCCCUCCCAAAAGCAAAGGCAGGUGUGGAAAUUGAUGCUGAAACUGGGAAAGGCAGCAAGUUUCAUCUUCCUUCAGUUGACUUUUCACUUCCUAAAAUCAAAGCAAAAGGUGUUGAUAUGGACAUUCAGGGACCUAAAAUCAAGGGUGAUGUGUCACGUCCUAAUGUAAAGGCUCCAGAGGUGGAUAUAGUUCUUAAAGGCCCUGAGAUUGGAGGGCCCCAGGUUGACUUACCAUGUGUUGAUAUUUCACUCCCCAAAGGAAAGUUUGAUGGAGAUUUUGAUGUUGAGGGUCCUGAAGUAAAGGGUGCUAAGUUUAAAAUGCCAACAAUUGAUGUUUCUUUACCAAAGAUGAGUUUCCCAGAAGGUGCUUUGAAUAUAAAAGGCCCAGACAUCAAAAAAGAGAAAACUGUAAUGCCAGAUAUUGAUUUGUCAUUUCCCAAAGUUAAAGCCAAAGGAGAAAUUGAAGUUGAAGGUCAUGAUGGGAAAGAAGGAAAAUUUCAUAUGUCUUCUAUUCCUUUGAAGGCAAAAGGACCAGAGGUUGACAUAGAAGGUCCACAAACUUCCACUGAUAUCAAGGGUACAGAUGUAAAAGGACGCAAAUUUAAAAUGCCCAAAGUUGCCAUUUCACUUCCAAAGGCAAACCUACCUGAAUGUGAUGUUCAAGUGGAAGGGCCACAAAUUAAAGGAGGAAAGAUUGAAGUACCUGCUGAUGAUAUGUCAUUUCCAGAGGGAAAUUUUGAGGAAUAUAUCAAUAUUAAAGGUCCAUCAGGAAUGGGAAAGUUUGAAAUGCCAAAAGUUGAUGUUGACAAAAAAGGUGGGAAGCUCCAGAUUCCAUCUCUUGACAUAAAUAUUCCCAAAUUAGACCUAGAUCUCAGCCUUCCUUCUGGCUCUAAAGAUAAAAGGUUCAAAAUGGAGGGUGGUGGCCUCGACGCCUCUGGAGAUUUGGAGAUGUCAGGUAUCAAAGGUGAUAUCAAACCAGCCAAGUCGGAAGUUAAGUGUGAAGACCUAAACACAGGGGGUGUAGAAGGUUCAGGUGUAUCCCUAAAAUUUCCCUCAGUCAAACUACCAACAGUUGACAUCUCAGCUCCAAAAAUGGACUUGGAUUUUGCCCUCACUAAACCUAAAGGUGAUGAUGUAGAACUGGAGCUUUUGAAAGCAGAAGGAGGAAGGCCUUCUUCAGGGGGCAGUUUUGAUCUACCUGAUGUCUCACUUAAAGUCCCUAGCUUCUCUUUGCCCAGAACUGGUGGAAAGUCAAAGAAUCGUGACUUAGAGAUAUCAGGACCCAAAGGAGAUGUUUCACUUAAUCCACCAAGUGUGGAAGGAGAGAUUAGGGCACCGUCAGUAGAGUUUGAUAGAGAUGGAAAAGUCAAAGUUAAGAAAACAAAAAUGAAAAUGCCUUCAUUUGGAAUUUUCAAAAAGGAUGCAGAUGUAUCUGUAUCUUGUCCUGAUGUUGAUGUGAAAAUGAAAAAUGGGGCAACUGACAUUCCUAAGGUAGAUUUCAAUACUGAGGGCCCAGAAGGGAAAGCAAAACAUAAAGUGAAGUUCCCAAAGUUCAAAAUCUUAUCACCAAAAAUUCAGCUUCCAGAUGGUGAAUUUGAAGUUCCAGCCAAAGGCAAGAUGCCAUCUGCUGAGCUGUCACUACCAGAAGCUAAAAUACCAGAGACAGUAGUUCUUCUCCCCAAAUCAGAAGUUGAUGUUUCAGACGCAGAUAUUAAAGGUUAUGAAGGAAACCUCAAAAUUCCCAAAAUGCCUACAAUUGAUGUUUCCAUUCCCAAAGUGGAUCUGGAUGUAUCCCUGCCAAAAGAAAAAACAGCCAAAAUUGAAGGCCCUGAUGUGGAACUUAAAGGAGGUGAAGGAAAAUUUAAAAUGCCCCAGAUUACGAUGCCAAAAGUGGAUAUUACACUUCCCAAAGGAAAAUCCAAAGAUUUCCAUGCACCAAGUGUUGAAAUGGAGGGUGAAGGAGACAAGUUUAAAAUGCCCUAUGUUAAAAUGCCCACUGUUGAAAUAACUAUACCAAAACCCAAGGCUGUCAACAUGCCCUCUGUUGAUAUUUCACUUUCCAAAGGAAGUGUUGAAAGUCAAAAUGUUGAAACAGAGAGAACUUCUGGAGAAAAAUUCAAACUCCCUCAUUGGAAAAUGCCAGAUGUUGAUAUUUCUCUGCCCAAAGGGCAUUUUGAAGCCCCAGAUUUGGAGAUCAAAGGAGAAGGUGGAAAAUUCAAGAUGCCACACGUCACUGUGCCCUCUGUUGAUAUUUCACUACCCAAAGCAAAAGUUGAAGGUCCUAAUGUUGAGGGAGAUGGAAGUGAAAAAGUCAAAAUACCAUACAUGAAAAUGCCCACAGUCGACAUAUCAACACCAAAAGGGAAGACUGACGAUUCAGAUGCUGAAAUUAAAGGAAAUGUGGGAGGAAAAUUCAAGCUGCCUCAUGUGAAAAUGCCAAAUGUUGACAUCUCUCUAACCAAAGAAAACUCCAGAAGAAAUAAAGGAAUGGAUGUAACAGUUGAGGGAGAGGGCAAUCUGUCAACAAUUCCCUCAGUAGAUCUUUCACUACCCAAAGUUAAGACUGAAGAUCGUAACACUGAAAUUAAGGUUGAAGGAGGAACAUUCAAGAUGCCAAAAGUUGAUAUAUCUCUUCCUAAAGGUAAAGGUAAAGAUAAUAAAGGGCCUGCUCUGGAAAUGGGACUCAUAGGUCCAGAUGUUGAACUUCAAAAGGGAAAAAUUUCAUGGCCAAAAGAUAAAUCAUCUGAGAUUGACUUACCGACUGGGAAGGCAGAAGGUAAACUUAAAGUACAACAAAAAGGUACACUAGGUUUGGACACAGAAGCUCAUAAAGACACUGAUUUGCAUGUGGAGUGUGAACACAAAAGUCUGAAACUGAAAGUUCCGACAAUAGAUGUAAAAGGUCCACAAGGAGACUUGGAGCUUGAUGUACGAUUGCACAGAGGAGAAGGGAAGAAGGACAAGACAAAAGUUGAAUCACCUGAUUUGGAUCUGAACACAGCAGGAACUCGCGGAAAAGUUAAGGAACCCAAAGUCAAAGGAAAAAAGUUCAAGAUUGGAUUGCCGAAAAAGAAAACUGGUAGAAAUGUAACAGUAGAUGUAAAACCAACUGGUGAAAGCACAUUAGACACCAAAGUCCAACACACUGGGCUGUCAGAUGACAAUAAACAUAUUAAUAUCCCAACAGCAGAAGUUACACUACCAAGUGUUGGUUUAAAAACCGAAACAAGGGGAGAUAUUGGGGACUCGUCUUUCAGAAAGGAAAUCAAAAUUCCCAGAAUACCAGACAUAGAGUUUGACAUUGGUACAUCACAAGAUGAAGAAGAUGACAACACAGAAAUGAACAAGAAAGUCAAGAUCCCUAAAUUUGGUGUUCCUUUGCCCUCCCUUACUUCUCCUGAAAGAACAGCAAAUAUCUAUGGACCAGAAGUGCAAUACGAAGGUCCUAAAAUGCCCAGAGUAAAGAAAGCUGUUUUUGUCCUGGUAAAGCCUGAUGAAGAUGAAGAGCCAGCUGUGAGCGCAAGUGUCCCAAAAGCAGAGAUGACAUCUGAAAUUAAAACAGAGGAUUGCAAAGGGAAGAUGCCCAAAAUCAAAAUGAAGCCAAGCUUUGGGAAAUUCAAAGAUAAAACAGCAGCAGUUGGUGAAGAAGGGGAAGAAGAGGAAACAUCAAAUGGGGAGAAAUUUAAAAUGCCUAAAGUUUCAUUUUCUUCUGGCACAUCGGGGUCAUUUGAUGUCACGCUAAAGGAAGACAGUUCAAGUCUCAACGGAGAAAAAAAUGCAAGUCCUCACAAAAGCUCCAGGGAUGAUAAAGGGAAAUUCAGUGGAAAAAUCAAGCUUCCCAAGGUGGAAUUCACCAGUCCGUACAGCAAGAUGGCUGCAGGGGCAGAGAGUGCAGGAACACGAGGUAAAAUAGGAAAGGAUUCCUCACCCAGAGAAGUUAGGGGAGAUAAAACAUCAGGUGAAAUGGUCUUUAUGAGUGAUGCACCGGGGACUUCAACACAUGUGGUGUCAUCUCAUGCCAGAACAGAAAUGCUAGACAGGGAAAGCUCAGAGUCUCCUGUUGGAUUUGAGUUCAGCUCAACAAAGAUUCAGACCUGGAGGGAGACGGAGAGCCGAGGCAAAGAGGCUGAAGAAAAGGAUUCUUCAUCCUGGUUUAAAGUACCGAAGAUAACGCUGAAGCCCCACACCUCUGGCUUUCUUCAGAUAACCCCGGAGGGUUCUCCUCAGGCCCAGCGGAGGGGUGAGGUGGGAGGCGAGGCCGACGUCUCGGGGUCUUUCUGCCUCCACUCGUCAGGGCUCCAGCUCACCACCCAGCAGACGUCUGAAGAACGCCAAGUCUCCUCCACGGAGGAGGGAACCGUCACCACGGUGACCCAGACCACCCAGACCACUCAGCGCCUGGUUACCAGUGAAACGCGAACAGGUGUAACAACAACAACAACUCGCCAAGUGACAGACUUUUAACUCCUGAGGAUCUGAGAGAAACAUUUUCAUUUUUGUUGUUGUGUUUAUUUAAUCAGGUGAGGUUGCAGUGUUUUUGUAAACUGUUGUUGAAAAAUUCUAUAUUUUAUAUUUUUAUUAGUUCAGCUAUGAUCGUGAUGAGAUAACUUUUUGUCAACCAGCAUUACUGUCAGUAUUACAGAUUUAUAUUUUAUAUUUUAUUUUUUCUUAUUUUGGCUGCUUCCUUCUAAAGGUGCUAAAGACUUGGCAACUGUUUUUACGCCGGCUGUCCUUCCUGAUGCGACCACAGACCA